Molecule: messenger RNA, 528 nt
Organism: Fonsecaea erecta
Lineage: Eukaryota; Fungi; Ascomycota; Eurotiomycetes; Chaetothyriales; Herpotrichiellaceae
Exons: 1
Coding region: 1-528 (175 amino acids)
Source: RefSeq, a predicted model, not a curated record
AUGAGCACAGCUCCUCACGAGAAUCGCAUCCAACUUGUCGACAACAGCGCCGUCCCCCCUGACUCAGAACCGACCAUGUCCGCACCAGAGGAGAAGGAAAACGUCCAAGCCCAGGACACCGAGGGCCAGGAGAAGCAAGGUACGUACAACCACGCUCGCAAGGCUGGGGCAUUCAUUCUUGCAGUAUCGUCGAAGGCUGACUGGAUUCCAAACCUCGCAGGUUCCUCCUGGGCGUCGAAGCCCCAACAACUCGGCGACAGCGCCGGCGACAAGAUCGAAGGAGCCCUCUCCCCCGUGGGCAAGUACGUGGGCCCCGGCCUGGAAAAGGUGGCAGGCCCCGUGGGCGGCGUGGUCGAUCCCGCCGUCGGUGGCAUCAUGAGAAUGGGCAAAGGCUGGGGCGACCAACUCGGCGUCGGCUACGGGAACCACGAAGGUGGCCCAGCCAAACAAGAGGAGGCCGAGGGACAGAGAAUGAAAGAGCCGUUUGGAGGCAAGGAGCAGAAUGCAGAUAAUCCGUUGGGCCUGUGA